Messenger RNA from Elgaria multicarinata webbii, 1483 nucleotides. It is a transcript of the gene CNN2, whose product is annotated as calponin 2. The transcript is spliced from 7 exons. Gene Ontology annotation, molecular function: actin filament binding. NCBI's taxonomy places the organism in Eukaryota, Metazoa, Chordata, Lepidosauria, Squamata, Anguidae. The record is from RefSeq and is a predicted model, not a curated record. Gene Ontology annotation, biological process: actin filament organization; actomyosin structure organization. Gene Ontology annotation, cellular component: actin cytoskeleton; focal adhesion. Bases 71 to 988 code for a protein of 305 amino acids.
UCGGCGGAGCGGCUGGUGAGUGCGCGCCUCGCUCGCUCGCCUUCUCGACACCGUCCGCUCCCGACGGAGGAUGAGCAGCAAUCAGUUCAACAAGGGGCCGAGCUACGGCUUGUCCGCGGAAGUGAGGAACCGGCUCGCCCAGAAGUAUGACCCUCAAAAGGAAGCGGAGUUGCGGGCGUGGAUAGAAAGUGUCACCGGAAGAGAGAUCAGCCCCGAUUUCCAGAAGGGGCUGAAAGAUGGCGUCAUUCUUUGCGAGUUAAUCAACACGCUGCAGCCGGGUUCAAUAAGGAAAAUCAACCACUCCGCCCUCAACUGGCAUCAGCUGGAAAACCUCUCCAACUUCAUCAAGGCCAUGAUUAGCUACGGCUUGAAGCCCGUUGACGUGUUUGAGGCCAACGAUCUGUACGAAAGUGGAAACAUGACCCAGGUCCAGGUGUCGCUCCUGGCUUUGGCAGGCAUGGCCAAGACGAAGGGAAUGGACAGCGGGGUGGACAUUGGGGUGAAGUAUUCAGAGAAACAGGAGAGGUGCUUCGAUGAUGCAAAACUGAAAGCUGGGCACUGCGUCAUUGGUCUGCAGAUGGGUACCAACAAGUGUGCCAGUCAGUCGGGAAUGACCGCCUACGGCACCCGGAGACACCUGUACGACCCCAAGAACCAAAUUCUACCUCCCAUGGACCACUCUACCAUCAGCCUGCAGAUGGGGACAAACAAGUGUGCCAGCCAGGUGGGCAUGACAGCGCCAGGCACCCGGCGGCACAUCUACGAUUCCAAGCUGGGCACAGACAAAUGCGACGACGGCUCCAUGUCACUCCAGAUGGGCUACAACCAGGGGGCCAACCAAAGUGGGCAGGUUUUUGGCUUGGGCCGCCAGAUCUACGACCCCAAAUACUGCCCCCAAGGCAACCCUGGCGAGGCGGCCAACGCAGCACAAAACGAAGAUGAGAAUUCAGCCGAUUAUUACUACUAUCAGGAACAAGAGGGCCAGUGAGCUGGGGAGCCCUAUCCUCUCCCCACCUCCUUCUCCCAGCGAUCCUGCAGUGCCUGUAAUUGCAACUUCUCAAAGAAAUUUGUCUUUCCUCUACCUUUCUCCCUCCCCAUCCAAGCAGAGAUGAAAAGAAAGGUCUUCAGAGUUUUGGGGGGAUAAGUGAGUCGGGUUGAUCCUUCGGGUGUUGUGAGCCAGAACCAGGGCUGUGUGUAUACUUCUUGUCAGAAAUCGGAUCUAGAUUCUGAGGUGUAGAACAGAAGCCACGCUUCAAAAAAGUAGAGGCUUGGCCUGCUUCUCCUAGUAGGGCUAGGAACUAUUGCAGGAGAACCCAUUCCCACCCACCACCACCCGCCAACACUUGGACCCUGGAGUGCCAUUGCUCCCAGUCAAACUAGAUGGAUCCAGGGGUUGAUUUGAUAUGAGGCAACUCCUCCAACUUGUGAGGAUGCCAGCAGGCCGUGCCCUCACACUUCGAAGUGUAUUUUCACAGAACGUGUU